This is a messenger RNA of Boleophthalmus pectinirostris (great blue-spotted mudskipper), 2513 nucleotides long. RefSeq names its product nocturnin-like. Bases 378 to 1604 code for a protein of 408 amino acids. The transcript has 3 exons. Lineage: Eukaryota; Metazoa; Chordata; Actinopteri; Gobiiformes; Gobiidae. The record is from RefSeq and is a predicted model, not a curated record. Gene Ontology annotation, molecular function: poly(A)-specific ribonuclease activity. Gene Ontology annotation, biological process: circadian rhythm.
GCGCGGGGGUUCCUCGGCGCUGCGUUUCCUGCUUCUUCUGUUACGCUUCAGUCUCACGGGUGAAUAUAAAAGCCCAACACGAGUUUCAAUCUCUGAGUCACUUGAGUUUAAGAGCUGGUGCAGGAUUUUGCCUUUUUAACGAGUACUAGGUUGGAUCAAACCAUUCUCAAACCCCCCCGCUACCGGCGUCUCCUCUUACUCAACCGAUCCAUGAUGUAACUUUCGCCGGUACUGAUCUGACCGGCUUCGUUCGCGGGGAAAGGAACUUAUUUAGACGGAUUAUAAUUCUGUGACAAUGUCUCGGCUUUGUGAGAACCACACUGGACUUUAAGCCCCCGGAAGACAGCCCCAGCCCAGCUCCGAGAGAGGAGGACACGAUGAAGCCAGCGCGUCGCUGCUCGGCUCUGGCCCGGCAGCUCUGGAGCUCCUCACGGGGAGCCACGUCUCCAGAGGCGGGCGCACGGAGCUGUCACCGCGGCGUGAGCUCCAGCCGCGCCCCGCUCUCAGCCGUCCGCGCAGGAAGCACCGACACAGGGGGACCCAUGGGCAGCGGCAGCAGCAGGCUGUUGGGGACCUUGGCCCAACCGGACCUGUUCCAUGACCAGCCCCUGGAGCUGGAGCCAGACGAGCUGCUGAGAGAGUGUGAGAGAGUGCUGCAGCGGAGGCCCCCCCGGCCCCACCGCCACAUGGUCUACUGUGGCCCGGGCCCCCAGGACCAGGGGCCCCCCAUACGCAUUAUGCAGUGGAACAUCCUGGCCCAAGCUCUGGGCGAGGGGAAGGACGGAUUCAUACGCUGCCCCCUGGAGGCCCUGAAGUGGCAGGAGAGGAAGUACCUGAUCCUGGAGGAGAUCCUGACCUACAGUCCUGACAUCGUGUGUCUGCAGGAGGUGGACCACUACUACGACACCCUGGGGCCCAUCAUGUCUGGCCUGGGGUACCAGGGCAGCUUCCUGCCCAAGCCCUGGUCUCCGUGUCUGGACGUGGAGAGGAACAACGGUCCAGACGGCUGCGCUCUGUUCUUCCGCUCCUCGCGCUUCUCUCUGCGCUCCACGGCACACCUGCGGCUGUCGGCCAUGAUGCUGCCCACUAACCAGGUGGCGAUCGUGCAGAGUCUCCAGUGCAGGGCCACGGGGCGGGGGCUCUGUGUGGCUGUGACCCACCUAAAGGCGCGCAGCGGCUGGGAGCGUCUGCGUAGUGCUCAGGGAGCAGACCUACUGCACAGUCUGCAGAGCAUCACGGCGCGCUCUGACUCAGCGCUGCCCCUGGUGGUGUGUGGGGACUUUAAUGCAGAGCCCUCAGAGGAGGUGUACCGGCGCUUCAGCCGCUCUGCUCUGGGGCUGGACUCGGCCUACAAACAGCUCAGUGAGGACGGACGCACAGAGCCCAGCUACACCACCUGGAAAAUCCGGCCCAGCGGAGAGAGCUGCAGCACUCUGGACUACAUCUGGUACUCUCGCCAGGCCCUCAGGGUCCACACGCUCCUGGACAUCCCCUCAGAAGAGCAGAUCGGCCCUGACCGCCUGCCCUCUUAUCACUACCCCUCAGACCACUUGUCUCUGCUGUGUGACCUCAGCUUCAUCGAGCAGACUGAUACGCACAAGUAGUGACAUCACAGACGGCCUCCACUGACCCCAGCAGGGGUACGGGGCAUGUUACUGCAGAACAUGAAUGACUUACGGGUGCUCACUGUUUUAAAGCGCACAAUCUGCUUUUAUUUAUAACAACUGUUUAUUUAACUUCAUCUUUUCUAACCCUCUUCUUUCUUAUUCUGUAUGCUUGUUUACACUUUUUCUCAGUAAAUUUGGGUCCAGGUGUUUCCUCUCAGUGUACAGACCUUAAAGCUACCAUCUGUAACUUCACCCCAUUUUUGUUACCAGUAGUUGGCAGAUGUGAAACCAGCCCCCCUGCCCCUCCCCUUUGCCCUGGCCUUUGUUCAGACUCACCUGUUCUCUCUGCUCUCCUGUCAGGACAAAGCUGGCACACUAUCAGACAGCAAGAACAUACAUAGCACCUACAUCUAGUGGUGAUGUGUGAGAAGACAUGAGGAGGGUCAGUCUAAUUACAGAUGGUCGCUUUAAACCUCUGGUGCACAUUACUCUGUCCUGGCCUCAGUGUAUGGGAGCACAGAAUCGCUGUCUUUCAUUUGUCUGAGUUUCUCAAACUCUUGUGCACGUACUCUCCGCUGGUCUUCUUUACACCUUGUCUAUUUUUUUAUUUUUUCCACAAAGGCUCCUUGAACCAGUACUGCUGCUUUAAAGUUGGUCUGGUCCUGGUUUAGAGCGGUUAAUCAUACAUGAGUCCUGUUUCAGACAUGGAGUAGUCAGUGAUUCCUGCUAAAUGGUGAUAUUUAUUUUAAUCUUAGAGAAGCUCUGGCCUGAAUGACUUCAGAGUUGUGACUAAACCUAAACCUUCAGCACUUCUGUAUCUCAGAUAUUUAAACUGUUCAAAUUGUAUAUUUUUGUUUUAAAUUUCAGUUGUCUAUUUAUAAUGAUUAAUAAAGUUAUUUCAACUAA